AUGUCUUCCAUCGUCAACAAGGUCAAGGAGGUUCUCCAUCACGACAAGGAUGAGACCAAGCACACGACCGGCAACACCCACAGCUCCCACAACACCACCACCACCCACACCGAGCCCCGGACCGGCACAACGACAGGCGCGGGCGUCGGCUCACACGACGGCUCGUACACCGCCGGCGACAACUACGGCAUCGGCGGCCACAACACCACCACCGGAGCCUCGACACUGGGCGGCACGACGGGCCACAACACCAACACCACCACCACCGCAGGCCCUCACUCGUCCAACCUGGCCAACAAGGCCGACCCUCGCGUCGACUCUGACCUCGACGGCAGCCGCAACCUGGGUGCCUCGUCUCACACCGCCACCACCACCACCGGCACCCACGGUACCAGCGGCCUGACUGGCACUCACGGCACCCACGGCACCAGCGGACUGACCGGCACUACCGGCACGCAUGGCACCAGCGGCCUGACCGGUACCCACGGCACCACGACCGGCGCCCACCACCAGUCCGGCGGCUACGCUGCCGGCGCCGGCAACCCCCUCGGCACCGGCGCCGCUCCCGCCGCCCACCAGCAGGCUUCCCACAACACCUCCGGCCUCGCGACCGGCACCGCCGCGGGCAUCGGCGCCGGUGCCGCCGGCCACCACGCCACCACGGGCUCCCACGUCCACGGCGGCACCACCAUCGGCGACAACCGCGGCUUCGACGGCCCGGCCACCAAGACGGAUGGCCCGCACAGCAGCAACAUCGCCAACAAGAUGGACCCCCGCGUCGACUCUGACCGCGACCACAGCAAGAACCUCGGUGCCAACCCCCACGGCACGGCCACCACCGGAAACAACUACAACACCACCUCUUCCUCCACCGCCACCCACGGCGCCGGCGCCGGCGGUGCCUUCUUCUCCGGAAGUGACAACACCACACACGGCACCACCGGCACCCACAGCACCGUUGGCAACACCGGCCUGGGCUCCACCGGCACCCACGGCACUCACGGCACCUCUGGCCUGACUGGCACCCACGGCGCCUCGGGCCUGACGGGCACUCACGGCACCACCACGGGCACUUCGGGCCUCACCGGUACCACCGGCACUCACAGCACCACUUCGGGCGCUCCCGAGGGCACCUUUGGCCCCCACGGCAGCCGCGUUGCCAACGCCGCCGACCCUCGCGUCGACUCUGACCGCGACAACCGCGCCAACAUUGGCGGAACCGGCGCUCACCACUCUGGUGUUGCCGGCACCACGGGCACCACCCACGGCACUUCGGGCCUGACUGGCACCCAUGGCACCUCCGGCCUGACUGGUUCUCACGGCACCACGGGCACUCACGGUACCUCCGGCCUGACUGGUUCUCACGGCACCACUGGCACCCACGGCACUUCGGGCGUCGCCGGUGUCACCGGCGCCGCUGGCGGUCUCGCCGGCUCGACCCACCCCGGCCCGGCCCCCAACACCGCCGGCCCUCACAAGAGCGACAUGCUGAACAAGAUCGACCCCCGCGUCGACUCGGACCGUGACGGCAGCAAGACCCUCGGCGGUGACAAGACGACUAGUACCACUACCGGAUCUUCGAUGGCGUACAAGGACCCCACCGACGCCGCGCAGGUGCCUCCGUCGGUGCUGCAGAAGCACGUCGGCGGAGUGCAGGUGGCGCACGACGACCAUACCCACGACCGCGAGAGGCGGCACAGCGUCUCGCAUCAGGAGCAGCACCGUGGGCUGUGA
Molecule: messenger RNA, 1734 nt
Organism: Purpureocillium takamizusanense
Lineage: Eukaryota; Fungi; Ascomycota; Sordariomycetes; Hypocreales; Ophiocordycipitaceae
Exons: 2
Coding region: 1-1734 (577 amino acids)
Source: RefSeq, a predicted model, not a curated record